CUCAAGAUGGAGGGCGGAGCGCGUUCGGUUGCAAAAGAAAUUCUUUCCGAAUUCAUGUCCAACGAUUCCAUGCCCUCGUCGAACGAUGUGUCCUUAAAUGAGCUAGAACAUUUGGCAGAACUGCACAAGCAGAUCGAGCUGAAAAAAGCGUACCGGGAUACUUUGCGUGGGUUGAAUUUGGGACUGUUCGCCCUCAAACAAGGCAUAAGUCGUGCUGGGAAUGAUCCAUUUGCGGAAUGGCUCGUCAAAGAACAACAUGCCACCGUUCGCCUGGUGGCCGAUAAGCAACGAGAAGCGUCGUACGGAACGACGGAGCUUAGCCAUGAGCCCGCACUGCUUGGCAGUUCGCGCCAGGUGUUGGUGGAACAGGCAGAGCUGCAAAAGUUGCAAAGUGUUGUGCGUCUGCAGGAUCAGGUACGUGCCAAACUCGCCAGCACACGUGUGGUGAAGCAGUGGGAACGGGAAAAGGCCACCCUGCUGACGGAACAGAACGAACUAUCCAAGCUGGACGUAGUCGGUGAGGAAAUUAUGCAAAAGCGUAAAAAAAUGCUUGUCCGCAAGCAUGCGGAGAUAGCAACGCUGCUGAUCGGUAUUGGCGAAAGUGUGGAAAGGACCGAAGAGUUACGGUCGAAGUUGGCCGAGUUUACGAAGCAACGUCGGGAUGAGCUGCACGAUUUUCAAUCAAGCGAUUCCGAUAUGCGAUCAGAAGAGGGAAGAAAGGAUGGCCGGUUGAUCGGUGAAAAUGGCAGAGAUGGGAGCAACUGCCCACCCUUGUUUGAUACGAUCGAUUGGAACCUGGGAAGCGUUAGUAUGGAUUUGCGGUUGGAUAUCCCGUUCAAAAAUCCGAACGAUUUUCCCGAUAUCCUCACACGUCUCAGCUCGAUCAAUACCAACAAAUAUCAACUGAAGGACGUUUCCGACUACAUUAGCGGAAAGAGUGAUAAUCAGAGUUCGCGCCAAAAUACGCCCUUACAGAAAGCAUCCAAAAUGGCUGCUUCGGGAAAAAAACGUUCCCCAGAACUAGCGCCCACUGAUGCUACUGUUGAUAAAAAAUCGAAAAUGAGUGACUCUAGCGAAAAACCCGACCAGAAGGUUUCCAGUAAGGAGCAUGAAAAUGGAAACACUAACGCGGCCACUCGUAAAAACCCAAUAAGCGAAAAUGGUUCUGCAACUCCUAAACCUUUGUCAAAGAAAAAUAGCUACGAUAAGGUGGUGACUAAUGGGCAGCAUAAAUUAAUGCAAAAAACCCCAGCCCCGAUGGUGCAGCGUGAUCCCUCACCGGGUCCAGCUCCGAAAGCCUCUUCCACCCAGGACAAGAGAUCCUCACCGACAGAAAAAGGAACAGGUCAAAACGAGGAUAAAAAGCUACAAGAAAAUCGUAUUCGGCAGUCGGUAGCUAAAUCCGUAACACCCGGAAACAACAACAACCGUACAACGAAUAACCAAUCGAAAGGCAAGAUGGAUCUACCACAGCGCCAGCAUUGUGCUCAGCAGGAGAAAGGGCGUAAUAUGUACCCGAAACAGAUAGAACAGAUGAAAAAGACUCGUUCCAUGCGAAUGCUUUCGCCGGCCGGAGGUUCAUCGAAUUCGGCUAAGAACGUAAAAAAAUCUUCCGUCACUUCUGAUGCGAACAAUGCUGUACCACCACCGGUGGUAUCUAUGGAGAUGGAACCGGAGGAGGCUAACCAAGGUGUGGAAUCUUCGCCUAGCAACAGCUCACUGGACUUUGGCAUCCAAAGUUCCAGCGGUGAGUUUGAUAUUAAUUUUUCCGGCGAUCUCCAGCUAGAACUAAAUCCAGUGUCCAACGAGGAUGAGGAUGAUAGGCUGGACUUUCUCUCCAUUAAUCCUGGGCGAGUUACAAGGAGCAAGGGGCAGAAGAUAAAACAGAGCAACAACGGUGGUAAAGGUAGCAGCAACAGCACUGAUGAUGGCGACAUGUACACCUUUGAUUUUGCUUUCGGUGGUACAAAUUCGAACGAGAGUUUGGACCAUCUGGAGGAUUUGUUUUAG
Molecule: messenger RNA, 2010 nt
Organism: Anopheles maculipalpis
Lineage: Eukaryota; Metazoa; Arthropoda; Insecta; Diptera; Culicidae
Exons: 3
Coding region: 7-2010 (667 amino acids)
Source: RefSeq, a predicted model, not a curated record